This is a messenger RNA of Culex pipiens pallens (northern house mosquito), 7538 nucleotides long. RefSeq lists its product as uncharacterized. Lineage: Eukaryota; Metazoa; Arthropoda; Insecta; Diptera; Culicidae. Bases 359 to 781 code for a protein of 140 amino acids. The record is from RefSeq and is a predicted model, not a curated record. Gene Ontology annotation, molecular function: sequence-specific DNA binding. The transcript has 2 exons.
CUGUAGCUUUGACGUUUCAGCACUGCUUGGUUUGAGUGUGUGUGUUUUUUUCGUUUGAGCCAUCUUCUGCAGCACGGCAUGCAGCAUGGGUAGAAAGUGCAAAGCCAACUUUUGCGAGAAUUAUCAAGAUAAAAUCCCGAAAAAGACAUUUUUCUUAUUCCCAAAGGAACUCGAGCGGUAAGUUUCAUAAUUUAAAGAAUAACACAAUUAUAAUAAAUUGUUUUUCAGAUGCCAAAAAUGGGUGGGUUUCUGCCGCUCGUCAGAAAUCGACAAACUUUUCAGCAAAAACGGAACGAGUGGCUUACGGUGUCGGAAAAUUUGCUCGGAUCAUUUUGAUUCAAACGAUUUUGUAAACAAAAUGCGUCGCAGCCAAGGAUUGCGGAAAACAGCCGUACCGAGCAGGAAGGAAGUGCUCCGGUCCAUCGUGGAUGUUUCAACCGCGACCAAGCCAGCCGGUCAUGUAGAUUCCGAGCAGGACGAAAUGUAUGAGGUCGACGGAUUGGUUAAGGAGUACCGGUCGCGCGUUUCGAUUGCGCCCAACGUGCCGGCCGGUCAGGUAGAUUCCAAGCAGAACGACGAAAUGAUUGAGCAGUACCUGGCGUACGCUGCGGUCGCGGCAAACGAGCGAGCUGAUGAGGUAGAUUUGGUGGAGGACGAGGUGAAUGGAGAGUACCUGGCGUACGAGCAAGCUGAUCAAGUAGAUUUGGAGGAAAACGAGAUGGAUGAAGAGUACCUGGCAUACGUUCCGCAUAUGCGGCAAACGAGCGAGCUGAACAAGUAAAUUUGGAGAAAGAUGAUGAAAUUGUUGAGAAGUACCUGGCGCGUAUUCCCACCGCGGCCAACAAGUCGAGUAGAUCACGAAGGGGAGGACAAUAAAACCAAAAAUCACAUGCUCGAUUACCUGGGGCGCGUUCGCGGCCAACGAGCCAGAGGAUCAAAUAGAUUACGAGGAUGACGAUAUGAUUGAGUACGUGACGUAUGUUCCGAUCGCGGCUGACUUGCCAGCCGGCCAGGUAUUUUCCGAGCAGGACGACGGAAUGGUUGAGGAGUACUUGGCGUACGUUCCGGUCGAAGCCAACGAGCGAGCUGAUCAAGUAAAUUUGGAGGAGGACGACGAAAUUGUUGAGAAGCACCUGCAUGAAGACAACGAAUCCGAAUAACACGAGGAGCUCUUUAUACUGUAUAUAUACUUUAUAUUAAACAUCCCUUAACGUGAUACUAUUACUCUUUAUUAUUACUAUCUUGUUAAUUCCUCAACUAACUCAACCAACAAAAAACAACAAAAGUGGAAAUAAAUGACAACAAUUGAAGCUUAUUCAAAGUACGUCACUUGAGUGCUAUCUUGUGACACAUCCUUUCUUUAACAGCGGAUGGGUCAAAAGGGAGAACACAAGCAACGAGGUGGUGCCUAACUUUUUUCUUCUCUUGUGCAAUCUCCAUCGAAUCUUGUACAUCCUGUCCAUGCCGGACAGCAUCGAUUCUCCGGGUACCAAGCCCACCCUCGACAGGGACAGCAUCCGAUGGUUUGGGCAACCCUUCACCCAACCAGAAAGUCUGUCUUUAAGCUAACACUAGGCCUGUGUUUUCUUUAACAGUUUGCAUUCACCAGGAUUUCCGAUCCCCGAGGCCGCCGCUGCUUCACUUUCUGUUUUUCUUCCUGGGGGCCCAGACUGGGCACUACUUUCACGAUGAGUGGCCAACAUAAAUUGAUCUUUUGGAUUGGCAAGAGCCACCGGCAAGGUUAUGAAUCCUGUUAAAUUAGUAAAUGAGAUAAAUUGAUAAAUUUUCAAUGAAAGACACUUCUUGCAUCGAUCGGAUGCAAAAACGAAACUAUUGGCACAAUCAACGCUGGAUCACUCCACGUAAAUAAACACCAGAAUCAACUGUCACUUUUGUUUUGUACACGCUUAUUUGGAAUAACGAGGAAACAGUUACACGCUUAAGGUUGUUUAUAGAAAAGAUGAUGUUUUCGCAACAGGACUGCAGAUCGCGCUAGUGUGCAUCCAAAUUUUGAAUUUUCUUACGCAACGAUGGAUUUUUUUGAAAAAUCAAUGAAGAUUCACGUAUGUUUGUCUGUGAUGACACUGUUGCCACUGAACUGAUAAUUGACAAUAAUGGGGUACCCGCCGUGGAAAAAAAUCUCAGAGAUGGCGCUGUACGAGUAGUGGUAAGAAAUUUAAAUUUAUAUGGGGAAAAUCAGUUUUUCCUAAAUAUUUCUGAAAAUGUACAACUGAGGAGGCCAAAAUUUCUCCGGAGGGUAUAAACAAAUAAUCCCUAUCACUACGUCGACUUUUUGAAAGUCAGUUUUGCUUUAUUUUCAAAAUAUUGAAUUUUUAAUGAUUCCCUCCAUACAUUUUUAAAACGGUUUACCACUCGCGUGACAGCGGCCGCCAUGCGCAUUUCUCUCUCGCUCUCUCUCGUUCUCCCCUUCUGUUUGACAUCUUCUGUGACAUCAAUCUGUCAAGCAAGUUUUUGUUUAUUUUAUUUUUUCGAAACGUUUGUGGCGCGUUUUUGACCGUCGCAGCCAGAAUCAUCUAAAAUCCGAGGUAUUUAGUGCGAUAUGUGGCUUGGUCCGAGAGAUGGUCCAAGGAGUGGUCAACCAGCAUCGUGUCCGGAGUGGAUUUGUCCCGAUUAAGAGCGUCCUGGAGAUGUUUACUGGCGGAGAACAUUACCAACAAGAUCAAGUUUGAUUUGAUAGGCGGAGCUCCGAACGUGGGUGGAAACUGGUUAUUUGACGCCUACCAGCUUUUUUAACUACCACGGCAAGAACUGCACUUGCCUAAUCCCAAGUAUGCGUUUAGAGAGCUCGAUAAUCCGCUAAGCGGGAAAGUGUUUUCUCCGCUGGAGCCAGCGCCAAGGCGUCUACCGUUGUCAAGCCCGAGAUCGUGAAGAAGCAUUUCUACUACCACUUUGCUUCGGAAGCCCAUGCUGAGGCCCGCGUCGAGAACCAUCCCCAGACCCACUACAAGGUCCUGUUCAUCAAGGCUUCGUCCGGCUGUCGCCGCUCGUACCCGUACCCAAGAGAUGACCAUUGUCUACGUUCUGAUCAAGAACCCCGAGGGCAAGGCCGCUGCUGACGCCGCCGUCGAUACUUACGCUAGUGCCAAGACCGAGGUCUACUUCAUCAAGUACAACGCUGCUGCCAAAGCCGGGUAAGAUCUACCCAGACCCAGAAAUGACCUGAAACCUAACUUUAAUCUUCCCGCCAACAGAGCAUCUACUGGAUCGUUCGCCGAUGCUGACGCUUCCGCCGGAUCGUUCGUCGAUGCCGGGGCUUCCGUCGGAACCUAACCGAUUCUGCCUCGUUCGUCGACUGUAUCUUAUUUGACGCCAUGCCCACCUUCCAGUCCGGAGUGCGCACAUGAGCCGUUGAUGGCGAAUCGGCUGGCGAUGUUGGCUACACCCCGGAGCUGCUGCCGCUGGACCUGAUUCCUCUUUCGAAGCGGAAGGUGCCUUUGACGGAUUUGGCUCGGAGGGAUCGUUCGGAACCACCCUGUUCAGAUUCGGAAGCUCGAUCGACUACUAAGGCAACCAUUUAGAGGGGGCAAAACAGAAAGGCCAAACGAUGGACUACGAAAGGUUCAGUUCGGCGGGACGAGAAACAUGCCACGGAUACCAAUUCGGCAGAGUUCUCCGUGGUGCGCACGUAAGGUCUUCACAGCCAAAUGUAGUUGUAAUCUCGGCGACACGCUUGCGGACGAACGAUUGAAGCUGUUAAUCUAGCUUUUUCUUGAGCCACGUCAUAAUCACCUGGCUGUCCGACCACAGUCCGCCGUUUCGGAACGACAGUUUCAACGCCGCGAGGAAAUUGGCCACCAGCUUGGACAGCAAUCUGCACCCGAGAAGCUCGAGUCAAAUAAAUAGCGUGGGAUCCGGAUGUAUCGCACGACGGGAAGUGCGAUUUAAAAUUGUUCCCAGUACUCGUCGUUUAUCCAGCAACACAUCCCACGACAAGUCAGCGAGCCAAACUCGCUGCAACUCGCUGGCCUUGAUGAUGACCGGUGAGCAUAGGUUCAACACGUCGAAGAACUUGCCGAUUUACGACAGCGCACGUCGCUUGGUGGCAUCGACGUCGGCGCCGGCUUGGUUUGCAGUGAAUCGGAACUCAUCAUUCCCAGGAAUCCAGUAAAGCCCCGAGCCAGUUUAAAAUUCUCUUCUUCAUCUUUGCAGAUUUCGCAGAUGCCGUCCCAUGCAUUACGGUCGUAUGCUCGAAGACGCGGAUAAAGUCGGACGGUUUGUUCAGCCAGAAGAUUCUUUGGAAGGGAGUAUCGGAUGGGGUCACCCGGGUCUGGCGGUCGGCGGUGAAGCCGACCGGGUGCUUGCGUAAUGCGCUCACCUCGUCGAGCGUUGCGGUGUGGCUGAACUGUGACUCAGGAACGGCAUACCCAACAUCACCUGCGACGACCCAGACCAGGUAAGUCCCGCGGAGUUGUGGAAGGUUCUUGGCUAACUGUAGUUGUCCCGAUUUUAAUAGCUUGAAAAAUAUCGAGAUAACACGUCGACCCGGUCUAGUGUGUGGAAGUUCGGGUCGGUCUGCUGGAUGUCUGCAGGAAUCGGCCAAUCGGACGUGCUUACUGGGACUGACAGAGUCAUUCCGGUUACUUUGAGGACGAUGAGGCACUACACGUCAACUGUGAAGUUGUUGUGUCGCGACCGGAGCUGGACAGUCAUUGACUCUUGGGUUUUAACUACACCGAAUCCGAAUGGAGAAAACAGCUGGAGAAGGACGUCGCGAAGAUCCCGAACAUGUUGGUCUGAACCAAAACGGAGCAUCGAUGAACGGCUCAACCCUCAAAAAAACGUUGCACAUCAACGUGUGCUACCUAGGAAAGUUCGCAACCGUUUAGAUCAAGCAGCACGGUGGACACGAUCGCUGAUGAAAUCACCUAUAUGCGUGACUACCUGUUCUCGAUGUAUCGAUUCGAUUCAUAAUAAAUUAUAGGAUUUUGUAAGGUGGGUGGGCGGGGAGGGGGGGGGGGUUCGUCUUUAGUGGAUGACGCUUAUCCUUGUCAUGCUAGUUUGAUAUUUUGCUAUCUUCAUAUUUUUUUUUAAUUUUUGAUAUUUUGUCAUUUUGCUAUCUUGCUAUUAUUUUAAUUCAGCUAUUUUGCUUUUUUCUAUCUGUAUUUUACAUUUUUAACUUGUUCUAUUUUUAUUUUUAUAAUUCGUCUAUUUUACUGUUCUUCUAUUUUGGCUUUUCGCUAUUUAGUCAUUUUGCCUUUUUUCUAUUUUGAUGUGUUACUAUUUUGUUAGUUUGCUUUUUUUUUAAUUUUGCUAUUUUUCUUUUCUGAUAGUCUGCUAUUUUUAAUUUAAAUUUAGCGAUUUCGCUUUUUUCUUUUUUGGCAUUUUGCUAUUUUGUCAUUUAAUAGUUUGCUAUUAUGCCAGUUAACUAUUUAGUAAGUUUGCUAUUUGGCAAUUUCACUAUUUUGCUCUUUACAACUUUACUUAUUAUUUUUUCAACUUUCUGGAUUUAUUUUUGCUAUUUUCCUAUAAUGCAAUUUUGCCAGUUUGCUAGUUUUCUAUUUAGUUAUUUCGCCAUCUAUUUAUUUAUUUUUCUAAGUUUUUAUCUAUUUUUUAAGUUUUUUUUAACCUUUCAAUUGAUUUUUUUUUUUAUAUUAACUAUUCUGCUAUUUUGGCUUUUUGCUAUUUAGUCAUUUUGCUAUUUAGUCAUUUUGCUGUUUUGCCAUUUUGUUAUUUGACCAUGGUUUGCUAGUUUGCUUUUUACUAUUUUGAUAUUUAGGAAUGUUACUAAAUAUUUAACUAAUUUACUAUUUUGCAUGUUGGCUAUUUAACUAUUAUGCUCUUAACAAUUUUACUCUUUUACUUUUUAAAUUUUUACUGAUUUGAUAAAAUGUUAUUUUCCUAUUAUGCUAUUUUGCAAUUUUACUAGUUUUCUAUUCUGCUUGUUUGCUAUUUAGCUAGAUGGCUAUCUUGCUAUUUUUUUGAAAUUAUGUUAUUUUGCCUUUCCGCCAUUAUGUAUGCUAUCUUGCUUUUUAUUUUGUUCAGCUAUUUUGCUGUUUUCAUAUUUAUAUUUUUUUUAACUUUCUAUUUUUCUAUUGUAAAUUAUUUUUUUCUUUAUUAUAGAGUUUUUCAGCCGGAGGCUGGUUCAACUCUUUUAUUGCUCAAUUUAACUUUUUUUAUUUUAUUUUUUCUAUUUUGACUUUUUGCUAUUUAGUCAUUUUGCUGUUUUGCUUUUUUAUUGGUUUUCUAGUUAGCUUUUUUAUUUUUAAAAUUUAGUCUGCAAUUUUAUUUUUAAAAUUUAGCUAUUUCCCUUUUUUUGUACAUUUUGCUAUUUUGUCAUAAUUAUGCUAUUUUGCCUAUUUGGCAAGUUUGCUAUUUGGCUAUUUUACUAUUUUGCUCUUUACAAUUUUACUUAUUAACUUUUUAGAUAUUCUACUUUCAGAUUUUUUUUUUUUGCUAUUUUCCUAUUAUGCAAUUUUGCCAGUUUGCUAGUUUUCUAUUUAGUUAUUUCGCCAUUUAUGCAUUUUUUUGAGUUUUUAUCUUUUUUAAAGUUUUUUUUAACUAUUCGAUUGAUUUUUUUUUAUAUUUAUCUAUUCUUCUAUUUUGGCUUUUUGCUAGUCAUUUUGCUAUUUGAAUGGUGUCCUAGUUUGCUUUUUGCAUUUGGAAUUUUGCAAUCUUGAUAUUUAGGAAUUUUACUAUUGUACUGGUUUACUAUUUUGCAAGUUGCCAUUUUUUUUAGUUUUUUACUGAUUUGAUAUAAUGUUGUUUUCCUAUUCUGCUUGUUUGCUAUUUAGCUAGUUGGCUAUCUUGCUUUUUUUAAAUUGAGCUUUUUUUCUAUUUCGCCAUUAUGCUAUCUUGUUAUUUUUUUAUUCAGCUUUAUUUGCUGUUUUCAUAUUUGUAUUUUUUUAUUUUAAUUUUCCAAUUUUUAGGUUUUUAACUUUCCAUUUUUCUAUUGUUCAAUUUAGAUUAGAUGUUGUUAGAUUAGAUCAAUUUUACUUUUUGCCAUUUAGUCAUUUUGCUGUUUUGCCAUUUUGCUUUUUACUGGUUUUCUAGAUUGCUUUUUUUAAUUUAGUUAUUUUGCUAGUCUGCGAUUUAGCUUUUUUUUAUUUAGCUAUUUAGCCAUUUUCUUUUACGCCAUUUUGCUAUUUUACUGGUUCGAUAUUUUUCAUGUUUGGUAUGUGGCCAUUUUACUCUUCCAAUUUUUGUAAUCAGCUUUUUUUAAUUUUUUUUCUGUUUUUCUAUGUCAUUUUACUAUUAUCGUGGUGAUUAUUGCAUUCGAUCGUAUUAUUAUUACGAUCGUAAUUUCUUGACUCACGAUCGAGAUUUCUCGAUCGUAAUAUUACGAUCGUAAUUUUUCGAUGGUAAGUCGUAAUUUGUCGAUAGUAGAUUGAGAUCAUUUGAUCGUAAUUUCUCGAUCUACCAUUGAUCGAGAAAAUCUCGAUACGUGUUUUUUUUUUAAAUUCAAAAAAUUGAUUUUUUUUAAGUUUCAAAAAUUUAAUUUUUUUUAAAUAUAAAAAUAAAAAGAAAGUUUUUUUUUCUGUAUAUUUAAAAUUAAAUAUUUUUGAUAAUUUCUUCUUGAC